GUUCACAUCUGUGCGGGUGGUGCCGCUGUGGAUCCGCACGGAACUCCAUGCAGCCGCACCACCCGCACAGAGAAUUGUGGACCCGCAGACCGGUGCCAUUAGUUCUAAUGUCACGCCGCCCGCACUGGGAAACGCAUCCGUACUGGGAACCGAGGUUCCCGUGUGGGCUGCGUUUUCCAAAGAAGUGCAGAGACUUCUUCCCUGCGUGUCACGGGCAUGGGAGUCCAUUCAAAUGAAUGGGCUCUCGUGCCCGGGCGCGGCUUGACCAUUUGGAAAUUC
Staurois parvus is the source of this 279-nucleotide messenger RNA. The record is from the annotation of a GenBank genome assembly. NCBI's taxonomy places the organism in Eukaryota, Metazoa, Chordata, Amphibia, Anura, Ranidae.